Ascoidea rubescens DSM 1968 is the source of this 1744-nucleotide messenger RNA. RefSeq names its product zinc-binding alcohol dehydrogenase family protein. Lineage: Eukaryota; Fungi; Ascomycota; Saccharomycetes; Ascoideales; Ascoideaceae. Gene Ontology annotation, molecular function: oxidoreductase activity, acting on NAD(P)H. The record is from RefSeq and is a predicted model, not a curated record. The transcript has a single exon. The coding region runs from base 447 to 1577 and encodes 376 amino acids.
CUUCAGGCUUCUUGAGGAAUACGUGACAUUGUUUGUUUUCCCAAGCGGAAGGUGCCUCGCCGAAACUCUCAAACAAGGAGAUCCCCAGGCGAUUUCGGAUAGUUGGGCACAUCAGCAAGAGCACACUGGUGGAACAACAAAAGCAGCAGGUAUCUUUUCCACCAUCAAAUGGAGGUAAUAGUCCUAGAGAUCGAUUCAGUGGGCUUCUGAGGAACGGACCGUUUUUCUGAAUUGCUCCGUGAACCUCAAGGGAAAUCUCCCCAUAUUAAUAAGCAAUGAUCAUCGUAAGUUGUCAAGCUUGUAUAUAUACUCUUAUAUCCUCAAGUUUCUGAUAUUUGUUUUCUCUAUCAUUAAUUUGUGUCAAUUGCAUUUGAUAUCCACUUUUUAAUUUACUCAAUCCCAACCCUACUUAAUUGACUUUCUACUACAUUCAUACUCACCCAAAAAUGUCUACUAUUCCAGAAACAAAACUAGCUGCUGUUUGUGAUGACAACUUCAAAUGCUCCAUUAAAUCGUUGCCAGUUGUCAGAAAAUUGGGUCCUAGCCAAAUUCUUGUCAAAGUUGUAUCUGCUGCUGGAAAUCCAACUGACUGGAAGCAUGUUGCCUACAAAAUGGCUGGAAUCAACUCAGUCAUUGGUUGCGAUCUUUCCGGUAUAGUUGUCGAAGUUGGUUCGGAAGUUGCUCAGAAUAGUUCCUUCAAAGUCGGCGACCACGUCUUCUCAAUGGUCCAUGGAUGUUCAAGGGCUUUUCCAAACAAUGGUGCCUUUGCAGAAUAUGCUGUAUUGGAUUCUAAUUUGACUUUCAAACACCCCAAAGGUUUGAAAUUAAAUGGAGAAAAUGUUCCUGGUGGUCCAAUUACAACCUUUGAAGGUGCUUCUUCCAUCAAUGUCGGCUUGUUAACUGCUGGUUUGGCUAUAGGCUUUGAAAUGUUCCGCAAGAUCCCAACUGAAAAAGUCAAUUCACCUUUAUUAAUUUGGGGUGGUGCAACCUCUUUUGGUCAGUGUGCUAUUCAAUUGGCUAAAAUUUUUAACGUCUUUUCCGAAAUUAUUGUGGUAGCUUCAUCAAAACACGAAUCUCAUUUAAAGUCUUUGGGUGCUGAUAAAUUAUUUGAUUAUAAUGACGAAAACGUCAUUCAAAACAUUAAAUCCUACACUAAUAAUAAGCUAGCUUACAUCAUUGAUGGUGUGGCUAACCAUCAAACCGUUGUUCAAUGCAAUGCUAUAGCCUCUGAUACUUUGCCUGUCCAUAUAAUUGAAUUGACUUUCCUUAAUGAAAAUGAUGUUCCAGAAAAUGAAAGAAAAUCAAAUGUAAAAUUCACUAUUACUUUCCUUUAUUGGGCUGGUGGUUAUGAUGUUGAUAUGGGAAUUGCUAAACUUCCUGCGAGGCCAGAAAUCAGAGAGUUUUUGAUUUCUUUUGUCAAGUAUAUCCAGCCCUAUGUCAUCGACGGAACCAUUAAACAUAUUCCAGUCACUUUAGUACCUGGAGGUUUGAAUAAAGUUUCAGAACUUUUGGAUGAUAUUCAGAAUGGAAAAAAUUCUGGUGAAAAAUAUGUUAUUAAUGUUGUAGACAAAAUUUAAAUACUAUUUGGUUUUGAAAAUUAAUUUGAAGCCCUCUUUAAACCCAAUUGAAUUAGAAUCGUACUUGGAUUUUCUAAUUACAUCUGUUUUUUAUAUGUUUUACUUUUUUUAUUUGCCUUAAUUUAUUUUUACUUAUUUAUAUAUAUAUAUAUAUAUAUAUAUAUAUA